Quercus lobata is the source of this 999-nucleotide messenger RNA. Its product is annotated as protein MAIN-LIKE 2-like. Bases 146 to 841 code for a protein of 231 amino acids. The transcript has 3 exons. Gene Ontology annotation, biological process: meristem development; meristem maintenance. The record is from RefSeq and is a predicted model, not a curated record. NCBI's taxonomy places the organism in Eukaryota, Viridiplantae, Streptophyta, Magnoliopsida, Fagales, Fagaceae.
GUCGAGCUCUCUCUCACUCUCACAUGAGAUUCCGAGCCUGUCGCUCCUUCGCCGGCACCGUCGCGGUCGCUGCCUCUCGCUUCCGUCGGUCCGUCUCCGCCUCGCAUCUUUCUCCCUCAGUGGUUGGCGAAGUACCUCACAAAAUAUGGCUGCUGUUCCUGCUCAGAUCUCUAAUGAGUUUGGUCCUGGUUCCAUUGAGGGUUUGGUUUUAAGGUUUCUAACAGAUCAUCGAUCAUGUACUGUUUGGGAAGGCAAGGAUCCGGGGGCACUGAAAUGCCAUGGUCGUAAUGAAGAGUUGCGGAAACGACGCCCGAUAGUGGUGGAUGAUCGCGUCCUUGACAUUGUCAAGAGAGUUGGAUUAGAGGGGCUGUAUAGGACCCCAUGUAGAGAGAUUGAUAAUAAUUUGAUAACGGCCUUCGUUGAGCAAUGGCGGCCUGAAACCCACACCUUCCACCUGCCACAUGGUGAGACAACGAUCACAUUACAAGAUGUGGAGGUUAUUUUCGGGAUUCCAAUCGAUGGUGAGGUGAUUGUUGGAAAAACUGACUUGAAAUGGGCUGCUGAAUGUCAGAGUCUGCUUGGAAUUGCUACUAAUGCUGUGGUGCUUAAAGGACAAAGGAUCCUAAUUAACAAGCUACUAGAAAAAAUUGACCAAGGGUUGCCCGAUGGUGCAGCAGAGGUGGUUGUGCAUCAAUAUGCACGGUGUUAUAUUUUAGCACUGCUGGCAGACACAAUUUUCGCCGACAAGUCUGGUGAUAGGGUGCAUACGAUGUGGUUGCAGAUGUUGACGAACCUUCGCGAUCCACCUCAGUACAGUUGGGGGAGCGCUUGCCUUGCAUAGUUGUACAGAGAGUUAUGCAGGGCAACCGACAGAGGUGCCAGUUAGAUUGGUGGGGCUUUGCUACUAGUUCAGUAUUGGGCAUGGUUCAGAUUACCGUUUUUGUGCCCAAGGAAAGACCUCCCACCAGAUGAUACAUAUGGCCCACCAUUUGCGCCUUC